CCUCCAUUCUCCACCGCGCCCCAACCUCGAAGAGUUCCGAAGUUUCCACACCCUCAAAGCGAAGCAGCAUGAGUUCCACCGGAGGCAGCGGCCGUGGGAAGGCGAAGCCAGCGACCAAGUCUGUGUCGCGGUCUUCCAAGGCUGGGCUCCAGUUCCCCGUCGGCCGCAUCGCGCGGUACCUCAAGGCCGGCAAGUACGCGGAGCGCGUAGGCGCCGGGGCUCCCGUGUACCUCUCCGCCGUCCUCGAGUACCUCGCCGCCGAGGUGCUGGAGCUGGCCGGGAACGCUGCUCGGGACAACAAGAAGAACCGGAUCGUGCCGCGCCACAUUCAGCUGGCGGUGCGGAACGACGAGGAGCUGAGCAAGCUUCUGGGCACUGUGACGAUCGCGGCCGGCGGCGUGAUGCCUAACAUCCACCAAAAUUUGCUGCCUAAGAAGGCUGGUCACAAGGGGGACAUCGGCUCCGCCUCCCAGGAGUUCUGAACGCGUCUUCGGAAGGAGGAGAGACGCGUGGUGAUGUUUGGGCUUUGCGGUUUUGGGGCUGUUGUCGAUGGGUUUGAGACUGAUGGUUUGUGGGAUGUAAACAAAUGCAGCGCGUUGUUUCAUGAAUGAACGGAUGAAGAUGAAUGAUGGAUAGAAGAAAGUAUUUAUUCA
Messenger RNA from Zea mays, 653 nucleotides. RefSeq names its product probable histone H2AXa. NCBI's taxonomy places the organism in Eukaryota, Viridiplantae, Streptophyta, Magnoliopsida, Poales, Poaceae. The transcript is spliced from 2 exons. The record is from RefSeq and is marked validated. Gene Ontology annotation, molecular function: protein heterodimerization activity; DNA binding; structural constituent of chromatin. Gene Ontology annotation, cellular component: nucleosome. The coding region runs from base 69 to 482 and encodes 137 amino acids.